Molecule: messenger RNA, 1638 nt
Organism: Ostreobium quekettii
Lineage: Eukaryota; Viridiplantae; Chlorophyta; Ulvophyceae; Bryopsidales; Ostreobiaceae
Source: the annotation of a GenBank genome assembly
AUGGCGCAGCCAGCAUAUCAGUACCUGGAUCUGGCCCAGGCCACGGCAGUCCCCCGUCGCGUGGUGAACAUCUUCGCUGUGGUCGUCGCCUUCACACCACCCAAGGACACGCAAGGCACUGACAUGUGCUGCCAGCUACGCGUGCUGGACCCAUCCAUCGACCCAGAUGAUGGCGGCGGGGACAUGGACGAUUCUGACCCAGGCGUCACCCUGGUGGCCUUCUGCGCAGAUCAGGCACGUCUGCCCGUGCCGCGCCGCCUGGGGGACGUCAUCCGGCUGCACCGUGCAAAGUCGCAGCAAUUCGAGGGGCACCCCCAGCUGAUGGGCAAGGUGGGCAAGGGGCUGGAGUUCUGCCUGUACGACGGCAGGAUCGGGGACACCCUGGCGCCCUAUGCGAUGUCUUCUGCAUCCCACACGCCUGAUGCCGAUGCAGAGUUGGGGCUGAUUCGAGCCCUGAGGCGGUUCGCAGCGAAGAAGGUGCCAGGAGUGGAGAUGGCGCGGGCGAGGUAUGGCAAGAUGAUUCGGGGGCUUCACCCUGGGCUGGGGGGGGCGGGGUAUUUGGAGUGCAAGGUUGUGUUGGUGGAAGGGAGCGAGAGGAACGAGGUGAUCUGGGUGUGGGACGGCACAGAUGCCAAGCCGCUGCCCUUUGUGGACGCUGGGGUGGGUACGGGGGAAGGGGGGGAAGAGGGAAAUGGCAACCUUGAAGGCGAUGGCCAUCAAGGUACGAACGGUGGCUCGAUGAAUGGUUGCAGAGAGGUUGCCGCGGCUGGGCAGGGGAUGGGAGUUGGAAGGAAGCGUGGGCGAGGGAGCAUGGGGGCAGGGGGCAGCGGGCCUGGUUCAGGUGCACAGGUGGAGGAAUCAGCGCGGAAGAGGGUGGCGUUGUCCUGGCAGGUUCAUAAGAACAUGCCAGAGCUGGGCACGUUGCUGCCAGUGCACGUGGCAGUGCGGCCAGAGGUGGGCCUCCCGCUGGUGGGCCAAAUGGUCAAGUUCAAGAAAUUGGAGGUGGUGUCAGCAAGGGGACAGCUUGCAGCAGUCUUCAAUGAGGCCAGUGGGUGGGUGUACUGCCGCACAAACCCCCAGUUGCUCCACCAGUAUGCUGACAGGGAGGAGGGUGAUAAACAGUCCGAGUGGGUGCCUGAGCGGACCAGGCUCGCAGGCACGACCACUCGCGUCGACCUUCCCCUCUCCCCUCUCCGAAAUGUGCUCAGGAGCCUAGCCGAUGGGCAACAGGCAAGCUUCAGGUGUGUGGUCCGCUGCCUGCAAUUCCGGCCAAGGGACCCUCUGGCAAUCUGCCGGAACCUGCGAUCCUACGAGGCGGGUCCCUCAAACAGGGAUGACUCCGCGGCCUUUGAGCCCAGCUGGACAUUUGCCUUUGGCUUGCACUUGGAGGACCCCACAGGGGAGGUUGAUGGGUUGGUGUAUGGGCCCCAUGGGGUGGAAUUCUUUGGGGAGGGGCCGGGGGACUUGGGUGGAAAUCCCAGUCUGAGGGGGCACGUCGUGGGUGUGCUGGAGCGGCUGUGCGGGGGCAACCAGUAUGGUGCUGUGUGGCUGGAGUGCUGUCUUGAGACGCACUGCAUCGAUUCCAAACCUUUUGUUCUAAUCCGGGACACAACGGUGGUGGAUACGGGGCCAUCCUAG